Messenger RNA from Symbiodinium natans, 3201 nucleotides. Lineage: Eukaryota; Dinophyceae; Suessiales; Symbiodiniaceae. The record is from the annotation of a GenBank genome assembly.
AUGUUGUUUGCUCAAGAGCAUUCCGCGCAGGCCGGAGCUGGCAGACGCGGGUUGCCCGGCAUUAACAGGUCGGAGCGUAUCAGGGGACCAGUUUGGGAUGUUUCGGAAAAAUUGCUCCGUUUAAGAGUUGUCCAAGGCUGCCAAGCUCGAGUACAUGAUGUUUGCACCGCAGCUGCUGCUGCCACCGUUGCGGCCAAGUCUGUUGCAACAGCGGUUGAGAGGACGCACUACGACAACAAGUGGCAAUUUGCUGAGCCGAGCUUCUUCUCCUGGCUUUGUGAUGAGCUGAACAGCCGCCCUGAUGAGGAGCAGUUGCCCUACGUCCCUCGAAAUCAUCUCCUGGAGGUGGCCAAGGUACCCAGACAAUUGGAGAAGCUGCUGCUGCUGGGGUUCCUGCUGUGUCUGGACAUCUUAUUGCAUGAGCUGAGCUUCACCCCGCUACAGGCGGUCCGCUCGUGCGCGCAGCUGCUGCUCGGAGUGCGGCAGUGGGGCUGUUGGGACCAUCGGGGAGGCAUUCAGGAUCGUCCACCAGCUGCUUUGCUUAACCAUGGCUCCAAGAAAUCCAUGCUGAACAUCACGGAGCAAGGUUUAGGAGUUCUAAUCUGCCAUGUUCUGAGGAAUGUCACGUUGAUGCUCCUGUUCUUCGACGUCGCAUGGAUGUAUCACUAUAUAGAAGGAGAGUCAUUCCUGAAACUCUAUGUCCUCUUCAACAUGCUGGAGAUGUUCGAGCGCUGGCUCCGUUCUGUCGGAGUGGACUUAUUUGACCUUUUGCUGGCCUCGAUCCGACACCCUUGGUACUCCCUGCUGUCCAAGUACGGUGCGACGCUGGUUUACUGCUUCGUUCAUGCCACCAUACAUCUGGUGCGGGUCAUUCUGCUGAAUGUGGCUAUCAAUACCUCCAGCAACGCCGUGUACCUCAUCAUUGUCACGAACAACUUCGCGGAGAUCAAGUCUACCGUGUUUAAACGCUACGAAGAGAAAAGCCUGUUUCCAAUCAUUGCGAGCGAUAUCGUGGAACGCUUCUAUGUGAUGCUGGACAUUUUGUUUGUCAUAGCAAGAUUGAGCAUCUCAGAACCUUCGGGCAAGUUCACAACUAUUGACAUCUCAUUUUGGUUAUUGCUGCUUGUGGUUCUGGAAAUUGGUACCGAUUGGAUCAAGUUCUGUUUGAUUACGAAAUUCAGUGAGAUGCAGGCCAAAACCUUUGAGGUCUACUGGGAAGUGCUCCUGGCUGAUAUCUUGCUCUGCCGAUGUGGCAAGCUGGGCAACAGCCAGGCCUGCGCCGCCGUUCCGGGGCAUCCACUCUUUCAGCCAUUCCUUGCAGCGACGGCUCGGCUUCAGCGGCGUGCCAAUGACCGCCCCUGCUUCAGAGCCACGAGCGAUGACGAGGGGGUGGUCGUGGUGUUUGUGGUGGGCUUCUUCCUCGUUUGCAUCCUGUCGAGCCUCGGCAAAAGGCCGAACUUGCCAGAUGCCGAAGAAGGGCUGUUUGUAUCUUCCUCCUGGGCUUCGCUGCGCGACGGCGCAGCCGUAUUCCGCGAGGCACUGCAGCUGACCAGAGUCAUCAUGGACUCGAUGUUUGCCUUGACGCUAAGUUGUGCGGACCCAGCAGGAACGGCGGAACCGGCGGAAGCGGAUCGAGUGGCGGCGGCGGUAAUGUACCUCGGCAAAGCGUGCUCUCAAAUGCCAUCGAUCCCCAGAAAGGAGCGGCAUUUUCUUCUGCAGUUGCAGGCCCUGCUGAAGCAGCUCGACCCACCCGCGCGCCGUCGGGUCAUCAUGGAGCGCCUCACGCAGGCGCAGCGUCUGGCCCUGGAGCGCUACAUGCUGAGUGCUCCGGAGGGUCGUGUAAAGCGCAGCCGUGCUAGCAGGGCAGGGCACCUGGAACUCCGAAGGAGUUGUCAAAAGCUGGAAGUGCAGCACCGGCCCCUUGCCUCAGCACCGAUGUCGGACACUCCCAUAAUCGAGUCUCGUCCCAAAAUCGGGAUCGUCGUUUUCCACUUCCGCCGGCUCCACUUCCUUGUCUCGACCGUUUUCAUCACACUUGAAAAUUGCUAUUGCUGGAAGCGAGAGACACUGCUGUUUCGUGUGCUGGUAGAGACAUUGCCUGUGGACGGGCUUGGUUUUGCUCUUAUUUCACCUCAAAGCCCGUCUGGCAUGACAGUCACCUGUGAGAUGUGGCAGCCGCCCCGAGAGCUUCCUGGCGUCAAGUCACGGAAGCGUCCGAUUUUUGAGAUCUCCUUCGGCUCCUUGCAUGACGCAGCUGGUGUUCACCGUGUGUCUGGCUUGAAGCUCACGCUUGAGAGCCGAGUGGCCGCCGUGGGGUCCGGUGGCCGGGUUGCCCUGCAGCUGCUGCUUGGACAGCUGGCGCUGAAGGGUGGCAAGGUGCAACGCCACGAGGCCCUAGAUGUGGCCCGCCUUGGUGCCCACUUGGUCGGUGAAGAGGCCUCGGAAGCAGAGUGCUUCCUGGCAGCUGCCGAAGAGCUUAAUGCGCGCAGGCCUCAGGUGGUGGUGCUGGAGAUGGAGGGCAGCCCCAAGUGGGAGAAGGUUUCCGUGCAGCUCCUGGAGGCUUUGCGUGGCUUCCGUGGAGCUGUGGUCAUCGCAGCAGAAGAGGAGACGAUGGAGACCGACUGCGUGAAGUCGAUGUGUUCUGUCUGCUGGCGCAACGCUGCGGGCUGGCUGUGGCAGGAGCCUCUGAAGCAAGACCUGCUGGUGUUGGAUGAUGUCAAGCCCGAAGAAGCUGACGAAGAGAUCACAGCCAUGUUGCAGGAGGUCCGUACUCUGUCAAAGGAGGCUUUCUUUGGCGAGGAUAGCGUCCAGAAAGCCGCAGACAGAGGCUGGACUCUGUCCCUGUUGGUGGACGUAGAGUCUGAGCCGAAGCGUUUUUGCGGCUUCAUUUGCUAUGAUCUCAGCACAAAGAACGCAGAGUUCCAUGUCGCGCGCAUCGCCGUGGUCGCCAGGAGCCGUGGUCGCGGAUAUGGAAAGCACUUUAUGCAGUGGAUGCUCAAGAGGUGUGCCAUGCUUCCACGCACGCAGUGCGCAUGGAUUUCUCUGAGCGCUUUGGACGAAGCCGUGCCGUUCUAUGAACACUUCGGCUUCACAGACAUGACCUGCGACGACAUUGAUGACGAUGAGCACAUUCAGACGUGGAUGGAGCUGAAAAACAUCUCGGUAGCUCCGGAGGAACCUGACACGUCGGAUGAUGAGUGA